This is a messenger RNA of Monoraphidium neglectum, 2706 nucleotides long. RefSeq lists its product as hypothetical. The transcript is spliced from 3 exons. Bases 1 to 2706 code for a protein of 901 amino acids. Gene Ontology annotation, molecular function: nucleic acid binding. Gene Ontology annotation, biological process: DNA integration. The record is from RefSeq and is a predicted model, not a curated record. NCBI's taxonomy places the organism in Eukaryota, Viridiplantae, Chlorophyta, Chlorophyceae, Sphaeropleales, Selenastraceae.
AUGUCGUCGCUGGCCACGGAGACGGUCAGCACGAUGGCGGAGCAGCAGGCAGCCGCCCCCCAUCGCCCAGCCAGGACCAAGAAGGCGCGGCCCCAGGUGUAUGAGCUGACCCUGAGGAGCGUGGACCGCGUGGGCGGCACAGAGAGCGACGCCCUGUUUGUGAUGAACUAUCCCAUCGAGUGCACGGCCGAUGCGGUGUGGAUGGUCAACGUGCGCGCGUUCAACCUGGAUCCUGCAUACGUCACCGAGGCCGACGGCAGCCUGAGCGACCCCACCGGCUUGGAGCACAAAACCCUGAUCCUCUCCUCGGACCAGCUGGCGACCAACGUGUUCGAUUCGCGCCACGGCCGCCGGCCGGCGGGCACGCUGGCGCAGGUCAAGGGCUACCAGCUGUCCGGCGAGGCCAACCACACGGCGCCCGUGCUGAGCGUGCCCAGCUGGCAGCACGGCACGCUGAACCUGCAGCUGCGCACCAUAGACGGCGCCCUGGCGGCCGGGCUGGACGGCAACUGCCAGUGGGCCCUGACGCUGGUGCCCCACGAGCGGCUGCGCGUGCACCUGCAGCAGUUUGGCUGCUUCUACAGCUUUCCCAAGGUCACGGUCCGCAACAACAGCUUCACAUUCACUGACGUCGCCACCGGCGCGGCCCACAACGUCACCCUGGGGCCCGGCAACUACACCUACAGGGAGCUGUGCAAGGAGACCAUGCGGCAGUACCCAGGGGUCAGCAUGCGGUACGAGGGAUACAGAGACGGGUUUUCCUUCCUCUUUGACACCGACCACUCGCUGGCGUUCGACAACAACAGCUGGCAGAUCCUGGGCUUCGCCCCCGGCGACGCUCCAGAGGGGGAGGCGUUUGGGUCCAGCACGCUGGUGGACCUGGCGCCGGUCAGCUCGCUGGCGAUUACGGUGGACGGCAUCACGUCCCUGUCGGCGCAGAACUGCGUGGCGCAGGCGGGGCGCGUGCAGCCCACACGCGUGCUGGCCACCAUCCCCAUCCAGCAGACCCCCUUCGACUUCUACACAUACAUCCCCCUCUCCGACUCCCAGUUUGCCGUCGAGAUUGCAGAGCGCUCUCUCAACCAGCUGGACGUGCACAUCACGCACGCCGUCCUGGCGCCCCUGGACGACAUGCCGGACAACACGCUGGUGCUGCGCGUCGACACGCUGUCCAGCGCCAGCCCCCGCGACGUCGUGCUGCGCCACGUGGCGUCGCGCCUCGACCGCCUCACGGAGCUGGCCAGGCUGGCCUUUGCCCCACGCCUCAAGUACCUCGGAAAGACCAAACUGCAGCAGGAGCUGAGGGGGCAGGGCAUCCCAGGCAAGGUGCUGGAUGAAUACUUUGCCCAGUCUGACCUGAGGCAGGUUUUCAAGGGCGUGGACAAGCGCCCCGCGGAGCUGAACUACAAGAUCACGGCGCAGCCCCGCAGCUUCCAGCUGGACGUGGUGCACUUUGGCUUCGCCAAACGCAGGGGCAACAAGGGCUGCGCCCAGGCGCUGCUGGCGGUCGACAUCCUGAGCCGCAAGGCCUGGCUGUACCCCCUGAAAGCCAGGACCAUGGCCGACAUCCUCGGCCAGUACGAGGCGUUCUUGAGGGCGGUCGGCGUGAGCAGCGUCAAGGCCCUGCAGACGCGCGUCAAGAUGGUGAUGGCCGACGAUGAGUUUGCGGCCAAGCAGUUUGCGGCCUUCAACGAGGCGCUGGGCAUCGCGGUGUACACCGACAUUGCCAAGGACGAUCACAUCUCCCACGAUUCAGACCGCCUCGGCAUCCUUGACAGGCUGGUGGGCACCCUGAAGCGGCAGCUGGAGAUGCGCUACGUGGAGGCUGGUGUGGAGGGCGACUGGCUCAAGUUCAUCCCUGACAUCGUCGUCGAUUACAACGACACGGUGCACCGCACCCUGGGCGUCACCCCCAACCAGGCCUGGGCGGCGCCCGAGAGCGAACAGCUGGAGCGCUACUCGAGGGAGGUCAAGCUGAACGAGGCGAUCGACGACGCCCAGCAGAAGUACGCCCCCGGCGCGCGUGUGCGCAUCCUGGAGAACGCCAGCACCUUCACCAAGGGCACCAAGCCCAGGUGGAGCCUCAAGGUGUACGCGGUCAAGGACCGAGACGGCUACAAGUACUUGGUGGAAGGGCUGACGCGGCGCUUCAAGCCCAACGAGCUGCAGCCAGCAGGGGAGGGGGCCCAGGACCUGUCAGUGGACAAGACACCCGCCAAGCAAGAGAAGGCCCGCAAAAAGAUCACCAGCCGCAAAGAGGGCAUCGCUGUGGACGAGCCGGCGCUGCAGGGCAGGGCGGCGCCCCGCCAGACCCGCGAGCGCAAGGAGAGGCGCACGCUGCAGGAGCUGGACCUGAAGGCGGGCGAGUUUGUGGUGCUGGAUGCCGAGGGCGAGCCCGAGGGGCCCGAGCGCCUGUCGGUCAAACAGCCCAGGCGCAGCGGCAAGACCGGCUACGUGACGGCCGGCUGGGUCGCCAGGAAAGCGCGGGGCGCCGUCUUCCUCCGGCUGCUGCGGGGCCAGGGACAGGCCGACGGCCCGCCCUUGGGCGGCCCCCUCGUGCUUUCUGAAGAAGACACCAAGAUCAGCAGCGGCACGCACGCAGACGCCCUGCUGUACCGCUCGACCGGCGAGCUGCAGCGGCAACAGCAGGUCAAGCUGCCGGCCUCCAUCACGGACAAGGUGCUGGCCGAGUACGUGUUUGUGUGA